Messenger RNA from Eucalyptus grandis, 1832 nucleotides. Its product is annotated as sugar transporter ERD6-like 10. Gene Ontology annotation, cellular component: membrane. Gene Ontology annotation, molecular function: sugar transmembrane transporter activity. Bases 180 to 1649 code for a protein of 489 amino acids. The transcript is spliced from 18 exons. The record is from RefSeq and is a predicted model, not a curated record. NCBI's taxonomy places the organism in Eukaryota, Viridiplantae, Streptophyta, Magnoliopsida, Myrtales, Myrtaceae. Gene Ontology annotation, biological process: transmembrane transport; carbohydrate transport.
UACACGCCCAAAAGUUUAUUGCUUCGGCUUUUAGUGACUACGAGACCUUCCGAUGUGAAGUCUCUCUCAUAAUAUCACACACCCAAUGGUCCAUUUCUUUGAUUCCUUUAUAUCCAUCGAAGAUUCAUUCUUGUCUCCUUCAAUUCUGGCAAUUCUUAUUCAUGAAAAAAUAGAGAGACAUGGUGAGAGAGAGUCGAGAAGAGGAUGGGCUCUCAACAGGCUCUCUGCUUCUCAUAGAAGCCUCAAAUUGUGGCAGUCACGUCGGCUCUGUAUCUUCCAGUGAUUCUUCUGUUACGGUUCUUCUCGGAUUUAGCACACUGGUCUCUGUUUGCGGGUCUUUUGUGACAGGAUGCGCUGUGGGUUAUUCAUCACCAGCUAUGUCAGGUAUAAUGGAAGAUCUGGGACUUUCGGUAGCAGCAUAUUCACUUUUUGGUUCGAUGCUGACAAUUGGAGGACUAGUCGCAGCUUUAAUAAAUGGAACCAUGACAGAUGUGCUUGGUCGAAAGCGCACAAUGUGGCUUUCUCAAGUACUUUGCACAGCUGGAUGGCUUUCUAUAGCACUCACCAAGAAUGCUUGGUGGCUGGAUGCUGGAAGAGCAUUAAUAGGAUUUGGCGUUGGGGUCACAAGCUAUGUGGUACCUGUAUACAUUGCGGAAAUAACACCUAAAAAUGUUCGGGGAGCAUUUGGUUCACUCAAUCACCCUAUUUUUCUUGAGAUGCAGUGCAUGAACGCCUGUGGCUUUUCAUUGACAUACUUUGUUGGAACUAUUGUUUCCUGGCGCACCUUGGCUCUGAUUGGUGGAAUUCCUUGUGUGAUACAAAUUUUCAGUUUAUACUUCAUACCAGAGUCUCCUAGAUGGUUGGUAAAAGUGGGUCGAGAACAGGAGUUUGAAGCUGCCUUACAGAGACUCAGAGGCAAAAGUGCUGAUAUUUCCCAGGAAGCAGCUGACAUCAUGUUCCACACAGAAACCUUUGAAAGGCAAUCUCACUCAAGAUUUCUAGAUGUGUUUCAAAGAAGAUAUGCUCAUUCACUCACAAUUGGACUUGGACUGAUGAUGCUUCAACAGUUGGGUGGAGCCAGUGCUUUCUCGUACUAUGCAAGCUCCAUUUUUGAAUCAGCUGAUUUUUCAAGUAGCAUUGGCACCAGGAGCGUGGCUAUUGUCCUGAUUCCAGCAUCUGCAAUUACUGUAAUCUUGACAGAUAAGGCUGGACGACGACCACUUUUGAUGGUUUCUACUGCUGGAAUGUGCUUGAGCUGUUUAAUACUAGGAUUGUCAUUUUACAUGCAGGAUCUGCACAAUUUCAAGGAUGUCACUCCAAUUUUGGUUUUCCUGGCUAUAUUGGCAUAUUUUGUAUUUCUCUCAGUCGGCAUGUCGGGACUGCCAUGGGUUCUAAUGUCCGAGAUAUUUCCAGUAAAUGUAAGAGGGAGAGCAGGAAGCAUUUUGACGUUCGCCCACUGGUCCUGUUCCUGGAUCACGAGCUACACUUUCAACUUCAUGUUUGAAUGGAGCACGGCCGGAACAUUUUUCAUAUUUACAGGCAUUUGCGGUUUAGCGAUCCUGUUUACUGCGAAGUUAGUGCCAGAGACCAAAGGGCAAACACUGGAAGAAGUGCAAGCAUCGCUUGUUCAUAUUUCUGCAGUGAGUUAAAGUAAUGCGAUCUCCUGUAAGUCUUAACAACAUUGCAAUUGCGCCUAUUGGGAUGUCAAAAGACUUCUGUAGUAUCAACAUUUUGUUCCUGAUUGCAAACUGUGAAUGCCAACGUGUAAUAGGAAGAGCAAAAGCAUUGUGAUCUCCUUUUCCUUGUGCUGAGUGAUUGAUUUUACCGAGCUA